This is a messenger RNA of Candidozyma duobushaemuli, 681 nucleotides long. RefSeq lists its product as uncharacterized. Bases 1 to 681 code for a protein of 226 amino acids. Gene Ontology annotation, molecular function: mRNA binding. The transcript is spliced from 2 exons. NCBI's taxonomy places the organism in Eukaryota, Fungi, Ascomycota, Pichiomycetes, Serinales, Metschnikowiaceae. The record is from RefSeq and is a predicted model, not a curated record. Gene Ontology annotation, cellular component: nucleus. Gene Ontology annotation, biological process: mRNA export from nucleus.
AUGUCCAACGCUCUAGAACAAUCCUUGGACGAUAUAAUCGGAGAGCAGCAAAAAGCUCGUAAGUCCGAGCGUGGACCCAGGAGGUCUGGGCCUCUGGAUAGAAGAGGAAGAGGCCGUGGUCCCAGAAGACCACCCGUCAGAUUCAACAACGCCAAUACAAUCCCCGAUCAGAUCCUUAAAAGCGCAGAUGGCAGACCGAUGUUGAGGUUGAAGAAUGUCCACCCUGACUUGAACGGCGAAGACCUCUCCAACUUGUUCUUCAGCAUUGCCCCAGUUGAUUUCAUAAAAUUCGACCCCAGAGACGAGGCUGUGGCCUACGUCUGCUUCCAGCUGAACUACGGCGACAACAAUGCCAGAGCCGUUCAGAAGUUUGACGGCAGAAAAGCCAUGGGCCAGACCUUGGUUGUCGAAAAUGCCGUUUCUUUGGCUGACAGGAUAGCACCACAGGCACACCCCAGAAGAAACGCCGGCAGGGAGCGUGAGGAGGCGCCAAGAGCAAGAGAAGCACACAGAUCUAGAGCCAGGGAGAAGAAGCCCAGGCAGCCUAGAAAGCCCAGGCCAGCUGCUAAGACAGCCGAGGACUUGGAUGCUGAAUUGUCUGCUUACAUGAGUACCGAGGCAAACGGCGGAAACGACAACGGCGCCUUCGCCGCCCAGGACAACGGCGAGUCCAUGUUGUAG